This is a messenger RNA of Penicillium coprophilum, 1338 nucleotides long. RefSeq lists its product as uncharacterized. NCBI's taxonomy places the organism in Eukaryota, Fungi, Ascomycota, Eurotiomycetes, Eurotiales, Aspergillaceae. Bases 1 to 1338 code for a protein of 445 amino acids. The record is from RefSeq and is a predicted model, not a curated record. The transcript has 2 exons.
AUGUUCCAACCCUACAACCUUACUCCAUUAGACCAUUUUUCGCCUCCGGGGCACCUCAACGCUUCUUUAAUAUUCAGUUUGGCCGACAAGGAUCAUGCUCAGGUUCUUCGGAGAAUGGAGGGUGCAAUAGCUCGCGUGGUCUCCGAAUUCCCAUUCCUGACUGGGAUGGUGGUACCAUCUACACAGCCAGAGGGUAGAAGUAACGUACUUCAGGUGCGGCCUGCCACUGCCGCCGAGCUUAAAGAAUGCCCUAUUCUGGUAACUCAACAUCACACAGAGCCGACUCCUCUCACCGUAGAGGGGAAAUAUAACACUGUCUUGAUGCCGUUCCCAGUCGUCUACCCGCCACCUAACCCUUCUCAUGUGUUACGGUUUAAGGCCAAUGUGAUAGGAGAUGAGCUGCACAUCGUCUGGUGCUUUGAUCACCGAGUCAUAGACGGAUCAGGCUUUGCUGUUUUGAUCUUUGCUUUCGCCUCGUUCUGUCAUGAUCCAAAUGCCCCAGGACCAUCCGCAGGCGAGGACAAAGUAUCUACCGAUUCUAGCCGAGUGCCCAUAAGCGUGCUUCGUGUACUCGAUGGCCGAAAGAUAGAAAAGUUGUGGCAGGCCUGCAAUUCGGCUUUACAGUCUCUUCCUGAGAUAUACACGAAGGGUCUUUCCGAGAUGACCCUUUCACCGAAUCUGAUCGUUAGCGCGCUAGCAAACAUAUGUAGUAAUCGCGCCCGCUCGAGAGCUUUCCCCAAUGAGCAGGAAUCCUCAUCCGAGAUGUUCCUCGUGGCAAAUAUUCGAAAGGCACUGAAUUUACCCCGAGGAUAUAUCGGUAAUACUAUCUUGGGUCUGACAAGCAAGUUUGAUGUCUCUGCGCAUCCACCUCUCGAAGUUUUACAGAACAUCCACGUUCCAUUGCCUCUCAAUCCAGUAGGGCCGGAAGACAUCUGGCGGAUCUGCAAUAUUGCCCAGACUCUCCAGGAAGAAUCAAUACAUAUGGAUAAGCGGCAUGCACAGGGCAUGAUCGCAACAAUGUCUCGCAAGCAUGAUUGGAGUUCAUUCCAACCCAGGUGGGGGAUGCAAUCAUUUGUAUGUGUAUCUGAUCUCAAAAGAGGGUGGCUUUGGAGGGACUGUGGACCACUUGGAGACCUUCAACUUUUCGACUUGCCGUUCGAUGCAAUUCCAGGCUUUUGCUGGAUAAUGCCGGACUCGCCAUCUGAUUCUUUAUUACCCUAUCCAUCCUGGAGAUUGCGGUGGAAUUUGGAACGGGCGGCGAUCGAGCAUCUAUCAAGCGAUCCCCUUUUCCAGUGGGCUUCAACUCCUAGUGAAGACCGCGAGCAUGCCAAAAUCUAA